Messenger RNA from Diospyros lotus (date-plum), 646 nucleotides. RefSeq names its product heavy metal-associated isoprenylated plant protein 2-like. The record is from RefSeq and is a predicted model, not a curated record. The coding region runs from base 29 to 421 and encodes 130 amino acids. Gene Ontology annotation, molecular function: metal ion binding. Lineage: Eukaryota; Viridiplantae; Streptophyta; Magnoliopsida; Ericales; Ebenaceae. The transcript has 2 exons.
CCUACAUCGAUAAGUUUUGGUGAAAUUUAUGGGUCUAUUUAGGGUGUGUGGGAUCACCUAUUCCUAUUUUUCUGAACAAACAGUGAUCCAGAAAACGGUGUUGAAGGUCAGCAUUCACUCACAGUACUGCAAAACUCAGGUGUUGAAGGCAGUUGCAAAAUUUACAGGGAUUGAGCAGGUAUCAGUGGAUGAUGUCAAGGGGACACUUACAGUGGUGGGGAAGGUCGAUGCAGUUAAAUUGACAAAGCAAGUGAGGAAGACAGGAAAGGUAGUAGAGAUCAUCAGUGUUGGUCCACCAAAGCCGGAUGAACCAAAGCCCAAACCAUUGACGCCCCUUCCUCCCAUCUGCCAUUGUAUGGAAUGCCAGCUUGUCGCUGUCAGCUUCGUUCCCUAUGAUGGUCCUUCCUGCGCCAUUCUGUGACAGUUAAGUGAAGCCAUUGUUACCAAGUUUGUUCAUAUUCAGUGUGAAAUGUGUGCAGUAAAUACGAUCCUCCUUACAAAAGGAAAACUGGGCAAGUUAGGUAAACUGCAUCCAUAUCGGAUGCAUAUUUAAGGUUUCUUUGGGUUGUUUGGCUUAAUCAUUUCAUUUGUUAUGUGCGGUCAACCCCCAUACUGUUCCAAAGAGAUUCCAUUAUGCAAGUGACAA